Helianthus annuus (common sunflower) is the source of this 2041-nucleotide messenger RNA. RefSeq names its product probable leucine-rich repeat receptor-like protein kinase At1g68400. Lineage: Eukaryota; Viridiplantae; Streptophyta; Magnoliopsida; Asterales; Asteraceae. The record is from RefSeq and is a predicted model, not a curated record. Gene Ontology annotation, molecular function: protein kinase activity; protein binding; ATP binding. Gene Ontology annotation, biological process: protein phosphorylation. The transcript is spliced from 3 exons. Bases 101 to 1897 code for a protein of 598 amino acids.
AAAAAACAUAGUACCAUUUUACAUUGUAGCGUACGUUGUUUAACAACUCAGCUUGUAAAUAUAUUGUUCUUGCACCACGGUGAACCACCAUACAACCGCCAUGCGUCGCGUAACCAUGAUUUAUCAACUUCUCGUAAUCCACCUUGCGUUUACAACGGUCGUUAAGUCAUCAACAACGAUACAAGAAUUCUACCAUGAGGAACGGGAUGCACUGAUCCCGUUUCGUGACUCUAUGAAUUCAAGUUACAAUCUACAUGGGAACUGGACCGGCCCGCCAUGUCUAAACAACAUGAGCCGGUGGACCGGAAUCACUUGUUCCAAUUCCCACAUCACCCAACUAACUCUAGAAUCCAUAAACCUGACCGGGACACUCCCGGUCAGGUUCCUACAAAACAUCAGUUUCUUAUCGAAACUUAGUUUUCGCAACAAUGCGAUUAAUGGAGACCUCCCCACACUCACCGACCUCGCGGAGCUGGAAACCGUAAUCCUUUCUGGUAACCGGUUCUCGGGUUCUAUCCCAUCGGAUUAUAUUAACCUACACAACCUCACAACACUUGAACUUCAGGAAAAUGAGAUAACGGGAUCAAUACCGCGGUUUGAUCAGGAAACAUUGACUGCUUUAAACUUGUCGUAUAACUGGUUGUCUGGGCCGAUCCCAGAGUCGAAAAUUAUGGAGAGGUUUAACCGUAGUUCGUUUGAUCAUAACGCGGGGCUGUGUGGACGGCCUCUGGAGAUACCGUGUGAUGUUUCUCCUGCCCCGUCUCCUUCGGAGGAGGACGGGAAGAAGCGUCUUCAAGUGUGGAGUGUUGUGAUGAUUGUUGCCGCGAUUGUGAUCGUCCCGUUGUUGGUGGUUUUGUGUUUGUUGUGCUGUUAUAGGAUGAGAGUUCAAGGAAAACAAGUUAAGAAAGAGGCAACUGGAAAGCAUCAGGAUUUUAAAGAAGGUGUUGGGAAGAAAUCUCAAUGGUCUGCAAGUACAGAUGAUCCCGAAAAAACAGUUGACUUGGAAUUUUUCGACAAACACAAGCCGAUAUUCGAUUUAGAUGAGUUACUGAGGGCGUCGGCUGAAGUUCUUGGGAAAGGAUGCCUAGGGACGACGUACAAGGCGACACUGGAAACGGGUCGGGUUGUUGCUGUGAAAAGGGUAAAAGAAAUUAAUCAUUUGACGAAAAAAGAAUUCGAGCACCAAAUGCAGUUGCUCGGGAAGUUGAGGCAUGAAAACCUUGUGGAAAUCGUUUCGUUUUAUUACUCGAAAGAGGAGAUGUUGAUCAUUCAUGAAUUUAUACAACAUGGAAGCUUGUUUGAGUUAUUGCAUGAAAGUAGAGGAAUUGGAAGCAUACCACUCAACUGGACAACAAGAUUACAAAUCAUGAAAGAUGUAGCAAAGGGUCUAACAUUCCUACACCAAUCAUUAUCAUCUCAAAAAGCGCCACACGGAAACCUCAAAUCAUCAAACAUUCUCAUCGACUUCACCAACGAAACCAUCCACGCCAAACUAACAGAUUUCGGCUACCCGCCACUUUUACCAUCACAUAACUCAAAACUAGCAAUCGAGAAAUGCCCCGAGUACAAAGAUGGGAAAAAACUAACACACAAAUCAGAUGUUUAUUGUUUAGGAGUUGUGCUACUAGAAGUGAUUACCGGAAAACCGCCUGGAGAUAAUAACAAUAAUGAAGAUGUUUCGGAUUGGGUUAGAAGUGUUGUGAAUAGCGAUUGGUCAACGGAUAUAUUUGACUUGGAAAUAGUUGUAGAGAAAGAUGGGCAUGAAGAUAUGUUGAAGAUUGCUCAACUGGCACUUGAGUGUACUGAUGUGUUGCCUGAAAGAAGACCUGAGUUGACUCAGAUUUUGACCAGAUUAGAAGAAGUGCAGCAUCCUCAACUGAACAUAGAGGUUAACUAAUAGUAACUAAUAUUCUUCGAUAUGUUAUUUGUUUGAUUCGUUCGAUUUAAUGAAAUCACACGUUUUAACUUGCGCUAGUGUGAUACAAAGCAUGUGAUUACUCUUGUCUAUCCUUAAAAUCUUGACAGAUAAAUAUUGAUUUAG